UCACCACUUCACCAAUACAUUGAAUUCUUUCUUUAUUUUCGAAAAACUUCAUAAACUCUAUUCGGAAUAUAUUAGAAUAACGAGGUGAUAUAUUUAUCAUUCAUUCCUUGCCUCUCUGUCUAGGUAGAGGCUUCUUCUCAUCUUCCCUGGCGACCUCAAUUCGCCCGUUUUCCCGUUGGACAAGGCUUGGAUACCAAAAAAGCCAACAAAGGUACGACUACAAUACUCGCCAACAGUACCAAGUUUCCUUCUCAAAUAACAUUGUUCUCCCCAAUCUUCUUAACCUCUCCCAAAAGCUCUUUAUAUCCUACAAACAGCUUCUUUGUUGGUUUUAGUACCGAGUCGUUCUUAUGGCGGGGUAUAAUCUGCCCCGCAAAGCGCGGUAUAUGGCAGUAGCUAUUGUUCCCUUACUUGCUGUUGUGCUUUACCAAGCGGUGGAUUCAACCUGGUAUGAUUUGUUGCAUUAUUUUCCAAUUCGAUCCAUACAUCCGUUCAUUCGUUCCUGUCCGGGCAAUAGUAGAGUCUACUUGCUGUUGUUCAUCAAGCUGUGGACUCAACCUGGUAUGCUUUGGCGUACUAUGUCCAUUUCAUCCAUAUAUCCUUUUUGUGUACUCUCGACAAAUUUCACAAGUUCAGUACUGUCCGAGCGACGCUUCAUUUUUACACUGCUGAUCACAGUUUGGCCUAUUACUUGCCUUGAUGAAACUUUUCAAUAGCGGAAUUCCAAACAAUUUUCUUUCAUAAUCUAUGAAAUUCAAAUGAUUGGUCUUGACACAUUGACUUUUGACGUGGCUCUUCAUUUUCUCAAUCUCAAUCUAACAAUAUCCCAGGUAUUCUUCUGGAAGAGAGCUACUUAACUUUUGGAAAUCCAACUCCUUCAUCAAGAUGCCAAGUCAAACGAAGAAAACUCAUUUUCGAACGGUGCAGAAUUUCAAAACUGAUUAUGCCCCUACCAACAUCACUCAAUAUGUCUCGGAACGUACUGGGAUGAAUGUUGUUGUGGUUGAUCAGAAAGGACCUCAAGUUAAUGGAUAUUUUGCAUUGGCCACGGAAAUUUUCGAUGACUCUGGAUCACCACAUACUUUAGAGCAUCUUUGUUUUAUGGGAUCAAAAAGUUACCGCUAUAAAGGCCUACUUGAUAAACUUGCCACGAGAGCUUAUUCUAAUACCAACGCAUGGACCGCUACGGACCAUACUGCCUAUACAUUAGAAACGGCAGGAUGGGAAGGGUUUUCUCAAAUUCUUCCUGUUUAUCUUGAGCACUUGAUUUUACCAACACUUACCGAAGAAGGCUGCUACACUGAAGUACAUCAUAUUGAUGGUGAAGGUAACGAUGCAGGUGUGGUGUACUCAGAAAUGCAAGGAAUUCAGAACACAGGUUCCGAUAUUAUGGAUCUACGUGCUAGACAAAUUCUUUAUCCCGAAAACAUUGGAUUUCGUUAUGAAACAGGUGGACUGAUGGAAAAUCUGCGUAUCUUGACCCCGGAGCGAAUUCGUGCAUUCCAUAAAGAGAUGUAUCAGCCAAAGAACCUUUGUCUUAUUUUGAUUGGCGAAGUCGAUCAGGAUGAAUUGCUUGAUAUAUUAGACAAAUUUGAGGAAGGUAUCUUAGAUGAUAUUCCAUCUCCAACUGCUCCAUUCAAGAGGUGCGUGUAUCUAAUUUUGAAGUUAACGAAUAACAUUCUGACAUAUACAGACCAUGGGUGGAUUCGGCUCAACCACCAUCACUCGCAAAAACUAUAAUAGAGACUGUACAUUUUCCUGAGGAAGACGAGUCAAUGGGAGAAAUUUGGGUUGGUAUGUUUGGUCCUGAUUGUAAAGAUGCUGUCGAGACAGCUGCUCUAAAUGUACUGCUCGCAUAUCUCGCUGGAUCUUCUGUUUCCGUCCUUGAAAAUGUCAUGGUCGAGAAAGAAGAGCUUGCGAGCUCCAUUUCAUACUGGUGGGACGCUAGGCCGAAUUCCGUGAUUUGGUUUCAACCAACUGGAGUACAAACCGAAAAACUUGCAUUCGUUGAGAAACGACUUUUUGAACUUCUCAAAGAGACUGUGGACAGCCCUCUGGAUAUGGCAUACAUGAAAAAUUGUCUAGAAAGGGAACGCAGACAAUGUAACUUCGAGGCCGAGAGUUCUCAACGUUUCUAUGCCGAAGCUAUUAUCAACGACUUCCUUUUCGGCAAUAGGGAUGGCUCUACAUUGAAGGAUUUGAAAUCACAUGCCGAAUUUGACACAAUCGGGAAAUGGAGUGAGCAACAAUGGAAGGACUUCUUGAGGAAAUGGAUAGUGGAUGCACCCCACGUUUCUUUACUCGGGACUCCCUCCAAAGCGAUGUCAAAGAAGAUAAAGAAAGACGAGAAAACUCGAAUUGCAGAGCGAAAAGAAAAAUUAGGACCUGAAGGGCUCGAGAAAUUGGCGGCAAAACUCAAAGCAGCAGUUGCCAAGAAUGAUGCCGAGAUACCUGCUUCGCUCCUACAGAAGUUUUCCGUUCCUGGAACUGAUUCGAUUCAUUUUCAUAAAUCGACUACAGCAAGAUCUGGCUUGGCUAAGAAAUUGGGUGCACCUGAGAAUGAUAUUCAAAAGGUCAUUGAUUCGCAAGCGUCUGAAGUCCCGUUGUUCUUACAAUUUGAGCAUGUUCCAACAAAUUUCGUUCAUCUGUCAUUACAUUUUGGCACUACGGAAAUUCCUCUAGAGCAUAGACCACUCCUCAGUCUAUUCAUAGAUAAUUUCUUCGAUACACCUAUUCUUCGUGAUGGAAAGAGAGUGGAAUUUGAACAAGUUGUUACAGAAUUAGAACAUGACACUAUCAAAUAUGAAAUGAGAGGAGGGUCUAGUCUUGGUGAUGCAGAAGGUCUUAUGAUUCAAUUCCGAGUCGAGCGGGAAAAGUAUGAAACAGCCAUCGAAUGGAUUCGCACCAUGAUGUUCGAUAGCAUUUUUGAUGCCACACGUCUCAGCACCGCCGUCACCAAAAUCCUCGCUGAUAUUCCCGACAAUAAACGUGAUGGUAAUAACAUGCUUUACACCGCCGAUGGCAUGCUUCACAUGUCCAAUGAAUCGAGCAUGAAAGCACGAACUACUCUUGUAAAAUCGGUCUACAUGAAGCGUCUCAAGAAGCUUCUCAAGAAAGAACCCGAAACCGUCAUUGCCUGGCUUGAAUCCCUCCGUAAAUCUAUCUUCAAAUUCAACAACAUCCGAGCCCUAGUCGUUGCAGAUAUCAAUAAACUUCCAUCUUCAGUCCAAGCCUGGAAUCCUCUCAUCUCCUCUCUCGACAAACCUAGCCCAGAAACAGAUCUCCUUCCCAUUCGCAAACAACACGCGCUUCUCUCUCACGAUGGACAGAAUCCCGGCCAAGCAGGCGCCAUUAUCAUCCCAAUGCCUACGUGCGAUUCUUCCUUUCUCCUAACAAAUUCUCGUGGCCCAAAAUCCUACACCGAUCCCCAACUCCCUGCACUUCGCGUCGCUCUGUCUUUUCUUCGCGCCGUGGAAGGUCCAUUAUGGACUGCUAUCCGUGGAACUGGUUUGGGAUAUGGAUCAUCAUUCCACAAUGAUCUCGAUACGGGUUUCGUUCAAUUUAGCAUCUAUCGAUCACCAGAUGUAUUCCGAGCUUUUGCAGCCGGGAAGAAAAUCCUUGAGGAAUACAUUUCAGGCGAAAAGAAAAUGGAAGAUGCAGCACUAGAAGCGGCUAUCAGUGAUAUAGUAGUUGAAGUUGUCAAUACACAAAUUACAAUGGAUCAAGCUGGACAAGAUAAAUUCGUAAAGGGCGUUAUGAAGGGAUUACCUGAGAAUCAUAAUGAAGAGUUAUUGAGGAAGGUUAGGGAUGUUGGUAGAGAGGAGAUUAGAGCUGUUAUGAAUGAUGUUUUAUUGAAAGCUUUUGAGCCUGGUUUAAGUAAUGUUCUUGUUACUUGUGCGCCGAUUAUGGAGGAGGUAUGUUUCCUUCUUUUAUUUUCUAUUUUCCGCUCCUUUUAUGUAUUCACAUCUAUCCCCUUUCCUCUACCUUAUUCGCUGCCCUUGUCCACAUACUCCCUACUAUUCUAUAAACCUCAUACUAACCAAAAUCAACAAAACUAGGCAAUAGUAAAAAACUUUCAAUCUCUCAACUUCAAAACUCAAGUCCGUACCCUGUCAAGUUUCGAAGAUAACUACGGGUUAGCGGCUCCAGAAGAUGACAAUGACAAUGAGGAUGAGGAUGAUGAAGAUGGAGACGAAGAAAUGGAUGAUGAAGACGGAAAUGAAGAAGAUGAGAGCGAAGACGAAGACGGAGAAGAAGAAGAAGAAAGUGACGUAGAUAUGAAGAAUUAAGUAGCUAGCUGCAAAUUUAACAUUCAACAAAUAAAUCAAUCAACCAGGUUAAAAGUUCAGUUAGAUGAAAAAAAAAAAAAAGUUGAAAUGAAAAAUAAUCACCUUACCAACGAUCUCGUAUCCCUAUAGCUAGAUG
Messenger RNA from Sclerotinia trifoliorum, 4425 nucleotides. Lineage: Eukaryota; Fungi; Ascomycota; Leotiomycetes; Helotiales; Sclerotiniaceae. The record is from the annotation of a GenBank genome assembly.